Molecule: messenger RNA, 960 nt
Organism: Arabis nemorensis
Lineage: Eukaryota; Viridiplantae; Streptophyta; Magnoliopsida; Brassicales; Brassicaceae
Source: the annotation of a GenBank genome assembly
AUGGUUGUUGAUUCGAUCACAGACUCUGAACUCUUCCAUGGCUCUCCGAUUUCAAGAGAUUUCGUCAAGAAACGCAAGGCGAAUUGGAUUUGGAAACUGAAGCAGUGGAAGAUUGAUGCUCGGAAGAGAGGGAAUUUAGGUGAAGAAGGAAAUGGUUCUAGGCUGGUGAAAUCUUUACGGGACAAACUGAGUGAUAGAAGAACAGGCAGCGACCCGGUUUCUUACCUUCAUCAAGCUUGUAGGAUUGAUCAUGAAGAAGGAAGCUUUAAAUUCACUAAAUGCGACGAUGAUGAUGAUGAGACUGAUCUUGAAGUAACAUCGUCUAUGUCUGCUAGUAGUCCUACGAGUGUCCUCAAGAACAAAGAUGAUUCCGGUAGUAACAAUAGUGGGGAAGACGAUGACUGUUUCUGUUGUUCUAAGCAGAUGGUAGAGGAAGAAGAAGAAGGUUAUGAUGAUGCAUUUGACAAUUGGGAUGGUUUUAAAGAUGCGUUUAACUCCUUUGAGAACGAAGACAAUAAAGGUUCUGCUGCUGCUUUACAUGAGACGAAAACAGAAGAAGUUCCAAAGCCAAAUACAAACCAGAGGAGGAGGAAGUCAUCACCUGCAAAGCUCUAUCAUAAGGACAAGUACUUCAAGCAAAAACCUUCACCCGAAAAGGCGAUUCAGAAAAACAGGAGAAAGAAGAAGAAGUCUGAUCAGCAGCAAGAUUGUGAUGAGAAAAGCGAAUGUCCUAUUUGCUCUGAAGAGAUGGAUGCAACUGAUCUAAGCUUCUUACCAUGUCCUUGCGGGUUUCAGCUAUGUCUCUUUUGCCAUAAGCAGAUCAAUGAAAACGAUGGUCGUUGUCCAGCUUGCAGGAAAAAGUAUGAGACAAGUAAUAAUAGUGGAGAAGUUGGUUUCCAGCAACGCGGUCGUGGCACGAUUCGUUUGUCUCCAUCGUUUAGAGGACUUGACAGAGCCUAA